Molecule: messenger RNA, 309 nt
Organism: Hibiscus syriacus
Lineage: Eukaryota; Viridiplantae; Streptophyta; Magnoliopsida; Malvales; Malvaceae
Exons: 2
Coding region: 1-309 (102 amino acids)
Source: RefSeq, a predicted model, not a curated record
AUGUGGUAUGACUGGCCGAAAGGCCGCAAUUUCUAUCCGAGACAGCAGCAGCUCGGGCAUUACAUUUACGAGGUGGAGUGGAACAAUAGGACCACCUUGUACUACACACUGGCCAUCAAUGGAACAUGCGAUGCCAUUGAUUUUGGGAUCGGGAUUCCCUGGCCUGAUUUUCUCGAUGGAGCUAAUUAUGUGGGGACUCAACUCAAGGAUGGUUUUCUUAGUAAUGUGUGGGAGAAAGUGGAUUUUAUCUGGCACUGUGAAGAUGUUGCUACUAGGAGGCCAGUUCGCUGGGAUUUCUCUGCUGGUUGA